This is a messenger RNA of Symbiodinium natans, 1440 nucleotides long. The record is from the annotation of a GenBank genome assembly. Lineage: Eukaryota; Dinophyceae; Suessiales; Symbiodiniaceae.
AUGCCAUGCCCUUCUUCGACGUCCACGGAAGUUGGGCCUCGAGCUCACGUGCCGGCCCUUCUCAUUGCUGCCUACGCAGCACCUGGCAUCGGUUUUGGAGCGUCGCAGGUCAUGGUCAGCUUGUUCCUGCCAGCAUUCUAUGCAGACACUCUUGGCGUGCCGCUGGGACAGAUUGGGGCUGCAACCACCGCAGUGCAGAUCUUUGACGCCAUGACCGAUCCACUGUUGGGCCACAUAUCUGACAAGUGCAGGGCUACGUGUGGUCGACGCAGGCCCUUCCUGCUCAUUGGAGGACUUGGCCUCGCAGCAUCCUUCGUGACUCUGUUCUCGCCCCCCGACUUCCGAAAUCCUUCUUCUGCACUCGUCUUCGUCACAGCUUUGGGCUUGGCCACGCAAUUUUUCUUGACGGUCGCCCGCAUACCGUGGACAGCAUGGGCAAUCGAGCUUACCUCUGAGUACGAUGAGAAGACAAAGCUAUCUUCAGUGCGGGAAUUCAUGUGGGUGCUUGGAGCUAUGCUCGGUGCAGUCCUACCCAGCAUCAUGGGGACAAUCGUUGACGAAUCACAGCGGCUUUCCCUUGCUGCUGGCUUUUGGGCCGUGACUAUCGUGGCCAGCAGUGCACUGUGCUUCUGCUGUGUGCGCGAUGAAGUCCCGUCAGCUCCAGGUGACAGCGCCCACACCGUGAGCUCUCAGAUUGCCUUCGCUCGCAGCAUUGCUUGCAGCCGGGCAGGCGCAGCACUUUACGCCGCCACUGUUUUGGUGAUCAUGGCAACUUCCAGCAAUGCAAUUCUGUUCCCCUUUUUCGUGAAGUACAUUCUCCAAGAUGAAGGUGGUACAGAAUGGCUGCUGGGGCUCUACAUCUUCCUCGGCGCAGUGUUCGUGCCUUUCUGGGCAUGGGUGGCCAAGCAAGCCGACAAGAAGCGGACCUUGGUCUUCAUCACUUUGGUACAGUCGUCAGUGUUGCUGUUGAUCUUUGCGGCCGUUGACAGCGGGGCUUUCAGCACCUACGUUGCCUGCAUCAUCUCGGCAGGAUCCGUUAUGGGGGGGAGCGCUGUGGUCCGCUUCUCCAUGAUGGCAGACGUGGCAGAUAUGCUGCAACUUCAGACCGGAGGGGGUCGAGAUGAAGGCAAAAUUGUUGGCCUCUUCGAUGUAUCCGCAAAAUUGGCUGCAUCUGGGUUGGUGGCACUUGGAUUCCUGGCAAUCGACCUCUCUGGCUACCAGGUAGACGCCAUGCCUCAGACGGCAGCAGCAAGCUUUGCCAUCCGGCUGUUUUAUGCCUUGGUGCCAAGCAUCUUGGCGCUCUUCUCUGCGAUUGUGAUUUGGACGCUGUAUCCGCUCAAUCGGGCGCAGCAUGCUGAGAUUCUGGCGAAGCUGAGCUUCUCUGCCUCGUUUAGGAGCGUUAGCACUCGCAAGCUCAACUUCGAAAACGCAGGUUGCUGA